AUCUGAUAAGCGAGAGUUAUAAAAUUUUGUUGGAAUUUUCUGUCCCCACGGCACCAGAAGCCCUCACCAAGCCACGGGGGGUCAUCAACCGCUGCAUUUCGCCGGGAUCGACAGUGGGUUUCGUGGGUCUGAAGAAGAGGGCAAGUUGGGAUCUGGAUGAUCAGCUGCUUUACAAUUGAUGUGUGACAAUGAGGUGAACUAAAGCUCAACCUUGAAAGGGCACAGAAAGAGGAGCAUCAGGCAAAACAAGACUCAGAACUUGCCAAGCACAGGGUGGAAGAGAUUGAGCUAGUGUUGCAGCCAAGACACAGCUUAAGGUGGGCCAGGUGGCUAAAGCCCGGCAUAUAGCUGCAGUGCAACUUAUGUGGAAUUCCUGCUAAGGUGCUGUGUUAGUUUCUCUGGUAUUGUUGGCUGUCUGUCUGGUCUUGGUUUUUGAGCUGUGGUGAAUCUCUGGGGUUGUUUCUUGUAACAGUUUGUUUAGCAGCAAUAUUUCAGGAUUUAUAAUUCUCAAAUGUUGGCACAUUUAUGGUCGAAUGACACAUUUAUGGCCGAAUGAGUUUUGCCACUUGUGGAUGGGUAUGCUGGUUGCCCGUCAUAGAACCAAUGAUGGAGUUUAGAGCAUUGAUCUCAGAAGCUCUUGGUAGCCAGCGCUGUUCCUCUUCAUGACAGUUAAAAUGGGUUUUGACGGAACAAUGGAAGCAAAAAAGAGGCUGGAUACCCUCACCUUCAAAGUUGGGUCUCUGCCCACCAUAAUGUACAUUCCUGACUUCAUAACCGAGACGGAACAAACCGUGCUCCUAAAUAAUGUUCAUGGAGCCCCUGUAUCAAAGUGGAAAUGUUUGAAGAACAGGAGGCUGCAGAAUUGGGGAGGUGUUGUCCAUGAAAAGGGUCUUCUACCACAAGAUUUGCCUCCUUGGCUAACAAGGAUUACAGAAAAGAUAUGUGAAGAAUCAGGGUUAUUCCCCUCAUCAAUUAAUCAUGUUCUUAUCAAUGAAUACCUUCCUAACCAAGGCAUAAUGCCACACCAGGAUGGGCCUGCAUACUUUCCUGUCGUAGCAAUUCUGUCACUAGGGUCACCUGUUGUAAUGAACUUUACUCCCCAUUCAAGAUUGAGACUAUGCACAAAAGAUGCUGAGGAUAACAAUUCUGAUGGAGGAACUUCUGAAAUUGAGAAAGAUAAAUGGUUACAUGAUCACCGCCCUUUUUCUGUCCUAUUGAUGCCUCGUAGUCUACUGAUAUUCAAGGAUAACGCAUACUCAGAUUACUUGCAUGGAAUAGAAGAUAGUGAAGUGCAGCAAUAUGAUGGGGCUGUAAAUGAAAUUGAAGCUCUCAAACAUUCUGUACAAGAUCAGCCCCAAUUAGAGUUAGAGGAAGGUGUCCAAGAUUAUAAGGCCAUCCGUAGAACUACAAACAGAAUUUCAUUGACAUGUCGAUUAGUGUUGAAGGUUCACAAAAAAUUGUUCAAGUUUUAGAAUUUUCUCUUGAAUAUGGAGUUUCUGUCAUGUAAUUCAAGGUGAAAGUGCAACCUGUAAGUUUUUCUUCUGUAAGAGCUUCUUAUGAUGAUCUAAUUAUUUGGAUAGAUAUGGCAGGCUUUUGAGGAAUAUUUUUAUUUCAUUGUUAACAAUAAUAGUAGAAGGCUUAUGAAAGCUAUUUGGCCCCCUUGGCCCUUACUAUAA
Molecule: messenger RNA, 1676 nt
Organism: Alnus glutinosa
Lineage: Eukaryota; Viridiplantae; Streptophyta; Magnoliopsida; Fagales; Betulaceae
Product: alkylated DNA repair protein ALKBH6 homolog
Exons: 10
Coding region: 663-1472 (269 amino acids)
Source: RefSeq, a predicted model, not a curated record